Caenorhabditis auriculariae is the source of this 201-nucleotide messenger RNA. Lineage: Eukaryota; Metazoa; Nematoda; Chromadorea; Rhabditida; Rhabditidae. The record is from the annotation of a GenBank genome assembly.
AUGCGUCUGCGGGGGCGAGAGAAAGUGGAAAGCGGCGGCGACGACGUCGGCAAAUGGGAAUGGCAGAAGAAGGAGAACGGCGGAUCCAAGCGAGGAGGAGGCCAAUGUGAACGGCCGUCAAACCCAACUUUGCCAAUGACGACGAGCAAAAGAAGCCGUACCGACAUGUCAGUUGAACUAUACUCCAAUGAAAUGGAAUGA